AUGUCUACACACCUUAGCGACAGAGAACAAUGCCAAACACGAGUUCCUGGACCAGUACAACCCAUCGAUAAUACUGGAGCAAGUGAUAGACCUGCCCAACCAUUACCUGAUCCAUCUGAACAAUGUCUCGAGCAAGAAGACACGCCAGAAUUUCUCGAAUUCAUUGACAGAGUUAAUGAAGAAAAACUCCCUAACUCCUCGGAUGGCAUGGAUAACCUGGCUUUAUCCCUCACUGAUAGUGGAAGAAUACCAACUACAACAUCAACAACUAACCUUGCCUCAUAUCCUGUUGGGGACACAACUGGAAAGGGAACAAUGGAUCGACCAAUAUUCGUGGGAAUUUCCGACGCAGAGAAUGAUUCACAUUUUGACACUGCCUCUAACCUCAUCCCAACAGGAGGAGCGAUCACUUCCACCGAUGUUGGGAAUUCCGGAAAUAAACGACAUCGACUGGAACGAACCGAUUCAAGAUAUUCAAGUUCCGAGAGCGAAGCAGACAUCACAAUUACCAACGUUGUACACGGGACUUCCAAACGACAGAAGUACUUGGACGGAAGGGGACUGGGAGAGGAUACGGAUGAUCAACAAAUGGAAGAGGAACCACCCUACUGGACGUUCGUCAUCCGGCAACGACCAAAACCAAAAUCAGGAAAACCACCAACAUUCACCUGUACGAAUCACGGUGACCACUGGCACAUCACCUUCCAAUCAGACCCCUCAAAUAAAGCGAGAAAACGCUCCAUCAUCUGCAAUUUUCUGGGAUUAUCUGAUGCAGCCCGCCUCGAAGGAACAGCAUCAACAGUUAUCAUCAGAAAUAUCAAGCAAUGGAUUUUGUAUCUUAUCAGAUACGGUAUCGACAGGAUUUCGUUUUUUGGUGCUGGCCAUACCGUAUUUAAAAACAUUCUCCGAUACUUUAGAAAUAACCCUACUGGAACGGAUGCAGUAGACGGACCAUGUCCAUACAUGGAAUCUAAAAGAGAAGAAAGACGAGAAAAGUCUCAAAGUCUUAACAAGAUAGAUGAAUUUAAAUUUAUAGACACACUAUGUACUGAAAAGAAAUCAUCGAGUGUAUUUGACCUGCUCAGGAAACUGUCCAAACAAGAAUUCAAGAUUCUGUAUGGAACACUAGGAAGUUCGUAUAAAGAAAAGCUCAAGGCGAUCAUGGUCUUCAACAACACACAAAAGCGAAAUUUAUACAAAGGCAAACCUUUUGAAUUUAUAUUGGAGAAGGCUUCAACAACACCAGGUGAAACUAAAAACGUAGAGUGGCUCGAGUACAUGUUCAAAGAAAAUAAAAUCUGUAUCGCCGAAUUCUUGGCAUGGACGAAGAUUGUAGCUGAAGAAAAGUUAAAUAAAAUCAACACACUUAUUCUGCAAGGACCUACGGGGACCGGAAAAUCUCUGACACUCAACUGCCUCAUUGGAAAGUUAAACAUGGGCAUCGUGACGAGAUGUGGCGACCAGAACCAGUUCUGCUUCCAGAACCUCUUAAAUAAGUCUUACGCAUUAUUUGAAGAGCCGAGACUUUCUGAACAAACGGUAGAUGAUUACAAGUUACUGUUAGAAGGAGCAGAUUUUGAAGUAAAUGCGAAACACUCAGAUCCUGAAUUGAUGCAGAGGAUACCAAUCUUCAUAUCUACAAAUAAACCAAUUGAUAAUUGGGUGCCACCGGCUGAUGGAGAUGCCCUGUACUCCAGAACCAAGACAUUCAUUCUAAGAAAAGAAAUAAAAGGGUUCUCAGACAAGCAUUCUAAUCAGUUUGGUCUCAACCCUCCACCAGGACGGAUCACUUCUUCAGACUUCUUGCUACUUUUUGAAAAAUACAAAGCAUAG
Macrobrachium nipponense is the source of this 1833-nucleotide messenger RNA. RefSeq lists its product as uncharacterized. Gene Ontology annotation, biological process: viral genome replication. The record is from RefSeq and is a predicted model, not a curated record. Lineage: Eukaryota; Metazoa; Arthropoda; Malacostraca; Decapoda; Palaemonidae. The coding region runs from base 1 to 1833 and encodes 610 amino acids. The transcript has a single exon.